AUGGUGCGACCUUUGAAGGAGGAAAGAACUUGGCAAUGCAAUGUGAUAUUCUUGAGGAGUGGUAAGGAAUUAGAAAAUCCAUUCAAGAAGAUUAUUAGAUUACAAAAAGUGGUUGAUGAGAAGAAGGAUAAGGUGGAAGAAGAGAUUAAUGAGAGCCUUGAGAAGAAGCAGUCACCUGUGAGUUUUGAGCACCACAUAAAAAUUCCAUAUCCUCGGAGGCUGCAAAAGAAGACACUUGACAAGGAGUUUUCCAAGUUCUUAGAUUACUUUAAAAAACUUCACAUUAAAAUUCCCUUUGCUGAGGCACUUGAAAAAGUGUCAAGUUAUGUGAAGUUCAUGAAGGAAAUAUUGUCAAAGAAAAGGAAACUGGAGGACUAUGAGAUGGUGGUACUUACUGAGGAGUGCAGUACAAUACUCCAAAAGAAACUACCUCCCAAGCUUAAAGAUUCGAGUAGUUUCACCAUUCCUUGUACUAUAGGGAAUGUGGUUUUUGAGAAGGCACUUUGUGAUUUAAGGGCAAGUGUGAAUCUGAUGCCUCUAUCUAUCUAUAGAAAAUUGAAAUUGGGAGAAGUUUGCCCUACUACUGUGUCCUUACAAAUGGUGGAUCGUUCAGUGAAGCACCCAAGAGGUAUUAUUGAGGAUGUAUUGGUGAAAGUGGACAAAUUCAUCUUUCCUAUGAACUUUAUUAUUCUUCAUAUGGAGGAAGAUGAAAAUAUUCCGAUUAUUAUUGGGAGACCAUUUUUAGCUACUGGAAGGGCGCUAAUUAAUGUACAGAAAGGGGAAUUGAAGUUCCGCGUGCAACAAGAGGUCACUUUUAAUGUUUUUGCUGCAAGUGAAAUUCCAACUUAUUGUAGAGUGGAUGUGAUAACAGGAGGUGGUAGCAAGGUGGAAGUUAUCAAGAGAAAGGUCAUUGCUCAAGAUGGUAGUUGA
Messenger RNA from Humulus lupulus (European hop), 930 nucleotides. RefSeq lists its product as uncharacterized. Lineage: Eukaryota; Viridiplantae; Streptophyta; Magnoliopsida; Rosales; Cannabaceae. The transcript is spliced from 2 exons. The record is from RefSeq and is a predicted model, not a curated record. The coding region runs from base 1 to 930 and encodes 309 amino acids.